GCCCCUCCCUCGGUCCAGUCCGGUCCACCCUGUUCCACUCCCUUGUAUCCGAUUGGCGGCCGACUGCCAGCGGGACCCACAGGAUUACAUCAUGUCUUCAUCCACCACCUCACCUGGCCAGCCGGAACAACCGAAAACCACUCCCCCGUCUCCCAGCCCCAGCGCACUUCCUACUCUGACCGUGUUCGAUGGAGUUUCGAAUGCCCUCCUGCUCAGCUCGAUCGGAUUCCUGUUGGGAGCUCUCUUUAUGGCCCUAACGACGGACUAUGCGCUACUCUACACCCAUGCACCGACGACGGCCGAGGCCUAUCUGGCAGCGGAACAGGCAUACUUAACGCUAUGGACCAGUCCACUCGCCGUCAAGGCGAUCUUCCACCUGCUUCUCCUCUUACCGAUCUUCACACUUUCAGUCAAGGUCUCCCGAUAUACGGAGGCGGCGAUCUACUUCGACGGGCUCUGUUUGGGAAUGAUGCUCUUAGUCCUGGGGCUCUACACCGGCUCGACGGUCCCGAACCUACGCAAGCUGGCCUUCGAACCCUCGACCCAAGCGCUCGCAGACCUGGUCAAGAACUCCCUCAAUCUCAAGAUCCCCACCGACUUCGAUCCGUUGUCGCCAACAAGCGUCAUCAACCGACUCCUCGUCCUGCUCAGUCACCCGGCCAGUAUCCUCUUGAAACCCCAGAAGGCCCUCGAGAGCGAGCAGGAGUUCAAGAAAGCGCUCGAGCUCAAUCCGCUCGAUGAGAAGAGUCGCCACGAGCUGCUCGCUGUCACCGCUGCGGGUCACUCGAUCGCCAUCUUCUUGCUCAUCGGGAUCAUCGUCUUGCAGAUCGGUAAGGUCUAUGCUGAGGUCGAGGAUGCCAAGUUGAAGGCUCGAUUCGAACUCGAAGAAUCUAAUCGAGUCGCACAGGAUAGAAAGGACCAGUGAAGCUCACAUGCUCAUUCCCAUUCCUUCCUUCUCCUCCCCGUCUUCACCCUUAUAUAAUCUUGGUUCGGAUCCCGACAAGAUUAGCAAGCGAGGGGGAAGAUGGCUUCAAUAUUCCUCAUCGCCAUGCCCCCCCCCCCCUCUUCGAUGAACUUCUUGUUGUUUUCUAGAUUCCUUGUUUGUAUUCUUU
Puccinia graminis f. sp. tritici CRL 75-36-700-3 is the source of this 1112-nucleotide messenger RNA. RefSeq names its product ER membrane protein SH3. Bases 92 to 925 code for a protein of 277 amino acids. The record is from RefSeq and is a predicted model, not a curated record. Gene Ontology annotation, cellular component: endoplasmic reticulum membrane. Lineage: Eukaryota; Fungi; Basidiomycota; Pucciniomycetes; Pucciniales; Pucciniaceae. The transcript has 2 exons. Gene Ontology annotation, biological process: endoplasmic reticulum to Golgi vesicle-mediated transport.